Labrus mixtus (cuckoo wrasse) is the source of this 901-nucleotide messenger RNA. RefSeq lists its product as uncharacterized. The record is from RefSeq and is a predicted model, not a curated record. The transcript is spliced from 5 exons. Bases 122 to 610 code for a protein of 162 amino acids. NCBI's taxonomy places the organism in Eukaryota, Metazoa, Chordata, Actinopteri, Labriformes, Labridae.
CGUCCACAUGAUCACAUGAUGCUCGGCUCUUUUUAGCCCUCAGGGGAGAUUGAGCUGCAUUCAGAAGACGUCCACACGCUGAUAAACAUACUUGACACAUACUGAGCCGUCCAUCUUCAUCAUGGACCUGAGACUGCUGUUAGUAACUUCUGCUGUUCUCCUGGGGGCCACGCUCACCAUCUCACUGGCAGACCGAACCUCACAGUGCAAAGUCAAAUGGUUGUUUGACAUCUCGUGUGAGCUUGUCCAAGGAAAGCUGGUGAACCAGAUCAAGGCCUGGCAGAUCAGACAGAGCUGUUUGUAUGCAGGAGAGAAGUGCUCCUACGAGCUUGUGGCGUCAGUUCCGUACCUGAUCACAGCCACACACACCUCUCCAACCACCAAGAAACUGAGCGACCUUCAGUUUCUCCUGGAGCAGUCCACCGUCUGCAAAGUGACUGGAGAGGCGGUGUCUGAGUUCCCUAUAGAGCCGGCUGAUAACAGCACAAACUACUGCAGCCUGCAGAACUUGAUGGAUGGGAGUAACCUGAUCAAUGCUGAGGGGUACAAACAGUUCAGCAACAAAUGGAUCUGUUCUGGGUUUGAUACUGCAAACUGCACUUUAACCUAACUGGAAGAAAAAAAAUCUCUUUACAUGAAUAACCCUUUUUUUUAAAUUAGGUAUCAUCAAGAUUUGGUGUCAUAGUUUUUAAAAUAGUGGCUUUUAAUUGCAGCUAGAAUCUUAUUUGAACUUUGAAUAUUACUGAAGCUAUAUGUUAGAAACAUGUUUUUGUCAUAAUUCAUUGUUUAUCAUUUCCAUUAUAUGAAACCGAUAUCCAGAAUUGUUGAACAGCUGAUUACUUUGAAAGACGUAAUGAUUGACCUGUUCUUAUAAAAAAGCAAUUAAAUGCAUUAAUUCAAA